Messenger RNA from Coregonus sp. 'balchen', 752 nucleotides. The record is from the annotation of a GenBank genome assembly. Lineage: Eukaryota; Metazoa; Chordata; Actinopteri; Salmoniformes; Salmonidae.
AUCAGAAAUGAAUUUGUUAAUUUGGGUAGUGACGUCAUCCUAAAGUGCAUCAAUAAGACUUGGAGUGAGAUAAUCUACAUCAUCUUGAAUUUAAACCUGCGUGGGAGAGAGUGUCGAAUAUACAGUGAUUUUGAGAACCGAUACCAGAACACAUGUAAUGACAGCAAACUCCUGCUCAAUGCCUCCACUGGAGAACCCCUCCUGUUUAUUCCAGAGUUUUCCAUCAGGGAUGAGGGAAAGUACCAAUGUGAGUUUGUUUACAAAGGAGGGAGCCACAAUGCACAUAUACAUGUUUUGGCUAUAGGUAAGACAACGUCUCCAUCUGACCUUUUUAGAUUUAGAGUAUUUGUUUGUAAAGGCCUGUGCCUUUUUAGCUUUAUUUUGUUUGUGCUAAAGGCCUGUGCUUUUUCUGACAUAUUCCUUCACAAUUCCAUUGUAAUAUUCAGUGUCCCUGAUUCCUUCCUCACCCCUGUGUUUAGCUCCUCCCAGUGUGUCUUCCUGUCUGGAGUGGGAGGGCAGUAAGAGGGUGGCUGUGUGUUUGGCUAAAUGGGGGGAAACCAGCUGCCUCCAUCUCCUGGAGGAAUACAUGGAACUCUACUUCAACCACAGCCAGCGCUAUAGAGACCAUACAUAACCAAGAUGGCUCCUACUCUGUGGCGGGACGGUUGGUCCUGCCUGACAGUGGCUCUGAAGACCACACCCUUCCAGGCCAGAGGAGCACAUUGAGACAAACCUGGCAUUUUGUGCUGGGA